This is a messenger RNA of Eruca vesicaria subsp. sativa (arugula), 1980 nucleotides long. The record is from the annotation of a GenBank genome assembly. NCBI's taxonomy places the organism in Eukaryota, Viridiplantae, Streptophyta, Magnoliopsida, Brassicales, Brassicaceae.
CGAGAAAGAAGAUGGCUGCUGGGCUCCCAGAUCGGAAUUGAAUUGAUAGCAUUCACUCGACAUUAAAUCAAAUCAGAUCUGAGCUCCGGCUGGGUUUAGGGUUUCAAAAUCACUAUGAAUAGGAGGAGAGGGUUGGAUUUCCGGAGGGCAGGAGGGCGGAGGAAGAUCUCGAACGUCGUCUGGUGGGUUCUCUCUGCGAUUGUAGUCACCCUCUUCAUCCUCAUUCUCUCCAAAGCUACUCAAAUCGAACCAAGACCCUCCAUUCCAGAGCGGCGUUACCGUCACGAAAAGCUUGUAGAAGGCAUGAACAUGACGGAAGAAAUGUUGAGCCCAACUUCCUUUGCUCGUCAAGUUAACGACCAGAUUGCUCUCGCUAAAGCCUUUGUUGUCAUUGCUAAAGAAAGUAAAAACCUUCAGUUCGCUUGGGACCUUAGUGCUCAGAUCCGCAAUUCUCAGCUACUUCUCUCCACUGCUGUUGCUUCCAGGCGUCCUUUGACGGUACUGGACUCUGAACCCACUAUCCGCGACAUGGCUGUCUUGCUUUACCAAGCCCAACAGCUUCAUUACGACAGUGCCACUAUGAUCAUGAGGCUCAAGGCUACUAUUCAGUCUUUGGAAGGACAGAUGAGUUCUGUCACUGAGAAGAGCGCCAAGUAUGCUCAGAUUGCUGCUGAGGAAGUGCCCAAGAGUCUCUACUGCCUUGGUGUUCGACUCACUACCGAGUGGUUUCAGAACUCUGAGUUACAAGGGAAGCUCACGGAGAGAAGCUAUGCUGUGGCUUCUAAGCUCACGGAUAACAGUCUCUACCAUUUCUGUGUGUUUUCUGAUAACAUUGUUGCUACUUCAGUUGUGGUGAAUUCCACUGCUCUCAACACCAAGGCCCCUGAGAAAGUCGUCUUUCAUCUUGUCACUAACGAGAUUAACUAUGCGGCAAUGAAGGCAUGGUUUGCUAUGAACAUGGACAACCUCAGAGGUGUCACUGUUGAGGUUCAGAAGUUUGAGGAUUUCAAAUGGCUUAAUGCUUCUUAUGUUCCGGUACUCAAGCAGCUGCAAGACUCUGAUACUCAAAGCUACUAUUUCUCUGGACACAACGACGAUGGGCGCACACCGAUCAAGUUCAGAAAUCCCAAGUAUCUCUCCAUGCUCAAUCAUCUCAGAUUUUACAUCCCUGAAGUGUUUCCUACGCUGAAGAAGAUGGUUUUUCUUGAUGAUGAUGUUGUGGUACAGAAGGACCUUUCUGCUCUCUUUUCGAUCGAUUUGAACAGAAACGUGAACGGGGCUGUUGAGACAUGCAUGGAGACGUUCCACCGGUACCACAAAUACUUGAACUAUUCCCAUCCACUAAUUCGCUCCCACUUUGAUCCAGAUGCGUGCGGCUGGGCCUUUGGGAUGAACGUCUUUGAUUUAGUUGAGUGGAGGAAGAGAAAUGUGACCGGGAUAUACCACUACUGGCAAGAAAAAAAUGUAGACCGGACUUUGUGGAAACUUGGGACACUGCCUCCAGGGCUUCUGACAUUUUACGGGUUAACAGAGGCACUAGAGUCAUCGUGGCAUGUCCUGGGAUUGGGAUACGCCAAUGUGGAUGCUCGUGUGAUAGACAAGGGAGCUGUUCUUCACUUCAAUGGGAAUUUAAAGCCGUGGUUGAAGAUCGGGAUGGAGAAGUACAAACCUUUGUGGGAGAAGUACGUUGAUUACAGUCACCCUUUAAUGCAACAAUGCAAUUUUCAUUGAUAUCUUAAGAGUUUGUCUAUAGGUUUACUACAUCUUCUAGACAGACAUAUCUUCCACAUUUGAUUACACAGACACUUGGCAGUGUUUUCUAUGCUGUUUUGUAUGCUCAGACACCAGUCACUUACUAUACCACUCUGCUCUUUUAUCCACCUUCGUCGAGCUCUAUUAUUGAACUUGAAACACUAGUGGUGGUGAAAUAAUGAUUUCUCUGUUUUUCAUUGUAGAUUGUACUAUGAAGAAAUACAUAAU